Messenger RNA from Daucus carota subsp. sativus, 3679 nucleotides. RefSeq names its product pentatricopeptide repeat-containing protein At1g73710. The transcript has 2 exons. Gene Ontology annotation, molecular function: protein binding. The record is from RefSeq and is a predicted model, not a curated record. NCBI's taxonomy places the organism in Eukaryota, Viridiplantae, Streptophyta, Magnoliopsida, Apiales, Apiaceae. The coding region runs from base 73 to 3138 and encodes 1021 amino acids.
CCCAUUUGGGCAAAAACUUGGAACUUGAGCAGAAUUUUAUACUCUCAGCCCAAAAAAAGACUGACCAAGAAGAUGCUUCUUCAUUCUUACAAUUCAAGAGACCCAAAAAGACUCGAUUUUUAUCACAACCCACCUCACAGUUUCCCAUGUUCUUCACCAUGUAAGCUUCUAGCCCUUCAUUUUUCUUGCAAUUCCAUGUCUUUUUUAGGUUUCAAUUUGCUCACUCAACAUAGUUUAUUAAAGGGUCUUGAUUGUUGUUCAUUAUAUCCUGUAUCUCCUUGUUUAAAAGCUGAUAAAUUGAUGUAUAAUGAUGUGAAUUUAAGUGGUUUUAGGCAAGAUUUUAGGGGGGUUAGGGGUUUUGUAGGGUUUAAGCUGAUAAAGUGUAAUUCAAGAACUUUGAGUGCACCCACUAGGAUUAUUGUUAGUGGUAAGAGGAAGAAGUAUGGGGGUGAGUUGCCUUCGAUAUUGCGGUCGUUGGAGUCGGGGGAGGAGGUGGGGGAAGCGCUUAGUUUGUAUUAUGGGAGGUUGAGUCCGAAGGAGCAGACAGUGAUUUUGAAGGAACAGGGUAGUUGGGAGAAGGUGCUUAGGGUUUUUGAGUGGAUGAAGUUGCAGAAAGAGUAUGUCCCGAAUGUGAUUCAUUAUAAUGUUGUGCUGAGGAAAUUGGGUCGGGCGCAGAAGUGGGAUGAGUUGAGGCUUUGUUGGAGUGAAAUGGCGAAGAAGGGGCUUUUGCCGAGUAAUAAUACUUAUAGUAUGCUUGUUGAUGUGUAUGGGAAAGCUGGACUUGUGAAAGAAGCGGUUUUGUGGAUUAAGCAUAUGAAAUUUAGGGGGAUGUUUCCUGAUGAGGUUACGAUGAGUACGGUUGUAAAAGUUUUGAAGGAUGCUCGAGAGUAUGAUGUGGCCAUUAAAUUUUAUAAGGAUUGGUGUGUUGGAAAGAUUGAUUUGGAUUCUUUUAUUGGUUCUGAUAACGGUUCGAGCUUGGCACCCAUGAGCUUUAAGCACUUUUUGUCGACUGAGCUCUUUAGGAUAGGUGGGAGGAGCCUUGCUUCUAAUGCGUUGCCUGUGGUAGAUGCUGAAAAUUCUGCUCAAAAGCCUCGACUUACAGCUACGUAUAAUACGUUGAUUGAUUUGUAUGGAAAGGCAGGGCGUUUAACGGACGCAGCUGAUGUCUUUGCUGAAAUGUUAAAAUCUGGAGUAGCAGUAGAUACCGUCACAUUCAAUACUAUGAUUUUUACCUGUGGCAGUCAUGGACAUAUAUCAGAGGCAGAAUCUUUGCUUGGUAAAAUGGAAGAAAGGGGAGUUUCUCCUGAUACUAAAACCUACAACAUAUUCCUGUCUCUGUAUGCUGAUGCAGGAAACAUAGAUGCAGCCAUUAAGUGCUAUAGGAAAAUAAGGGACGUGGGUCUUCGUCCCGAUGUUGUCACACAUAGAGCUAUUCUCCAGGUACUAUGCGAGAGGAGAAUGGUUGAACUAGUGGAGGCUGUGAUUAUGGAUAUAACAAAGUCUGGUGCACGUAUUGACAAGCAGUCUCUUCCUGUCAUUAUAAAAAUGUAUGUAAAUGAAGGUUUAACUGACCGUGCUAAACAUCUUUUCGAGAAGUAUCAAUUUGAUGGUGGACUAAAAUCUUGUACAUAUGCUGCUAUUAUAGAUGUCUAUGCUGAGAAGGGGUUUUGGGCUGAAGCUGAGGCUGUAUUUUACUGUAAGAGAGAUUUGGUCGGACAGAAGAAAGAUGUUGUGGAAUAUAAUGUUAUGUUCAAGGCUUAUGGUAAAGCAAAGCUGUAUGAUAGAGCCUUAUCACUCUUUAAGAGCAUGAGAAGCAAUGGGACCUGGCCAGAUGAGUGCAGUUAUAAUACUCUCAUUCAAAUGCUCUCUGGAGGUGAUUUAGUUGACCAAGCAAGGGACCUUUUAUCUGAAAUGCAAGGAGCAGGAUUUAAACCUCAGUGUAUAACAUUUUCCUCCUUGGUUGGAAGUUAUUCGCGAUUAGGAAGGCUUUCUGAUGCAGUGAGUAUCUACCGAGAAAUGGUAGCAGCAGGGGUAAAACCAAAUGAAGUUGUUUUUGGGUCUAUAAUUGAUGGAUAUGCAGAGAUUGGUGAAAUUGAAGAUGCCCUUCACUAUUUUCAUGUCAUGGAAGAAUGCGGUGUUUCAGCAAAUCAGAUUGUGCUUACUUCUUUGGUCAAGGCUUAUAGUAAGGUUGGUUCUGUGGAGGGGGCAAAACAAGUGUACAUGAAGAUGAAAGAUUUUCCUGAUGGUCCUGAUAUUAUAGCUACUAAUAGUAUGCUCAACCUAUAUGCUGAUCUGGGAAUGAUAUCAGAAGCGAGACUGAUAUUCAAUAAUUUGAUAGAUAAAGGUUGGGCAGAUGGGGUUUCAUUUGCAACCAUGAUGUAUCUUUACAAGAACAUGGGUAUGCUUGAUGAAGCCAUUGACGUUGCAGAGGAGAUGAGACAUUCAGGAUUAUUAAGAGAUUGUGUUUCAUAUAACAAGGUAAUGGCAUGCUACGCCACAAAUGGUCAGCUUGUUGAGUGUGGCGAAUUGUUGCAUGAUAUGGUUAAUGAGAAUCUUUUGCCAGAUGCUGGGACCUUUAAAGUAUUAUUUACUAUAUUGAAAAAGGGAGGCAUUCCAUCUGAAGCAGUAAGUCAGCUUCAUUCAUCUUACCGUGAAGGGAAACCUUACUCCAGAGAAGCUGUUUUAGCCUCUGUGUAUUCGGUCGUGGGUUUGCAUGCUUUUGCACUAAAAUCGUGCGAAAGCUUCCUAAAGGAAGAAGUGCUCCUGGAUUCAUCUGCCUAUAAUGUUGCAAUAUAUGCAUAUGGUGCUACAGGCAGAACUAAUGAAGCACUUAAUAUUUUUAUGAAAAUGCAAGAUGAAGGGCUAGAGCCAGAUAUUGUCACUUUUAUUAAUCUUGUAGGUUGUUAUGGAAGGGCUGGCAUGCUUGAAGGUGUAAAACGUAUUCACAGUCGAUUAAAGUAUGGGGAAAUUGAUCCUAGCGAGUCCUUGUUCAAGGCAGUCAUUGAUGCCUACAGAAAUGCCAAUAGGCACGAUCUGGCCGAAUUAGUGACCCAGGAGAUGAAAUUCGCCUUUGACACAGAGACAGACCCUGUAUCUCAAAGAGAAGAGGUUGGUGAGGAAAGCCCUUUAGAUUUUUAGCUCCCAGAUACGUUGUAUAUUUUGAAUGACAAGGAAAAUAAAUAUUCCUAAGUUGGAUGAAACUAGCUUAUUUGGGCUUGUAUUUGAUGGAAAUUCGGACUUUAUGGGCCACCUGCGCAGCAAAUCUUGUUUGGGCCAUAACUUGAGUUCCGGACGUCAGAAUUAGACGAUUCAACAGCCCACGCGAAGAUAUCUUAAUUGUCUACAAGUUUAAAGUGUUCCAGCUAUCUAAAGACAAAAGGAUCAGCCCAGAAUCAGGCCUGAAAGUCAGCCCACGAAUUUUGUCUCAGAAUCCAACUUGUUUUAGGAAAUCGGAAUUGUUUUUCGAGGAAACCAUUAAAACAUUAUUAUUAUUAGGGUUUUAUGAUUAUUAGAUAUCGAAGAGAGUGUAUAGAGAGGUAGAGAAAGCUUUGGGAGAUAAUUUGAGCAAAGAUUGAAGGGAUUCAGUCCAAGUUCGAGAGAUUUCGUCAAGUUGUAUUUUCUUCACUCUUGUACUCUUUUGACAUGAUUUCAGUAAUAUAUAUAUUCGUGUUUUAUUUAA